GAAAAAAGAGGUACAGAGGGAGCGCGUGAAAGAGCUUCUAUUUCCUAUGGAUAAUCAGCUGUAUGUAUUUAACAGUUUGACGAAGAGCCGCAGCCGCUUCUUGAGCUGAUAUUUUCACAUGUUAAAGGUCUUCGUGAGCCACUCGAGACAAGGAGAGGCAUCUUGUCUUGACAUUAUGCAAAGUUUACUGGGAGUCUCGCACCUUUUAUCGGUUCUUUUGCUGCAACUUGCACGUGCGCAGAUUUCCCACCCUCCAGAAGGGAGUCACUCGAGAGUGAUGGGGUAGGAGGUGUGGGUGAAAAGCAUGUGUCGGCCCAUGGAGCAGUUGGUGGAUGUGGAGCAGGAGUACCCUGGAGAGGUGGAGUACAUCUACAUGCCUGCGUGUGUCCCACUUUGGCGCUGCUCUGGUUGCUGUGGGGACGAGAACCUGGAGUGCCAGGCUACACUUGAAAGCAACAUCACACUGCAGGUGAUGAGGAUUCAUCCCAUGAUAUCCAUGCACCAUGUGGAACUCGCCUUUGUGGAGCAUCAGAGAUGUGAAUGCAGAGCCCGUCAGAAGCUUCUGAAUAAUAAAAGCAGUGAGUCUAUCAAGAACAGACCCCGGAGGAGGAAACACAAGAAGACAGCAAGCGGCUGUGGCAAGUGCCAGUUGCCUCAAAACAAGAUAAAUCUUCACUGAACCAAAUGCCUGUGCAUAGUUUUGGAGGAGUGUCAAACAGCAGAUCAUCAAUGAACGAAUCAUCUCUGACUAUUUGCCUUCUGUCCAUUAUAAUUUCCUGUUACGGUCCAUUCAUCCAGACUCUGCAUCCUGUCCAUGAUAUUCUUAUAUAUUAUAAUUCAUUAUCAAAGCAAAUGACCAUAUCUGCUAAAGUCUUUUGGCUCUAACUGCUGUGUUUAACAGAUCAAAAUCAAUAUUUUAACAGAACAUUUAUCCAGUUUUUACUGAUUAACACUUAGAUCAAUAGCGACAUCUACAGAAAGAGAAAACCUUCUUCAUUACUUAAUGUUCAUGUUUGCCUUUUGCAGAGUGACUCCUGCUUUAAUAGAUAUGAAACUGAAAAAAAUAUAUUGUGUAUGUGACUUUCUGUAACGUGUUGUGGGACAUGCUUUGUUUCUAAAUGAAUAAAAUGCAGUCCAAAUACAA
Molecule: messenger RNA, 1144 nt
Organism: Eleginops maclovinus (Patagonian blennie)
Lineage: Eukaryota; Metazoa; Chordata; Actinopteri; Perciformes; Eleginopidae
Product: vascular endothelial growth factor A-like
Biological process (GO): positive regulation of mast cell chemotaxis; positive regulation of angiogenesis; positive regulation of endothelial cell proliferation
Cellular component (GO): membrane
Molecular function (GO): vascular endothelial growth factor receptor binding; chemoattractant activity; growth factor activity
Source: RefSeq, a predicted model, not a curated record